CUCACUCUCGGAGCACGAAGCAGCCGAGUGAGUGAGCAGAUUUGGUUUUUCUAAGCACUCUAGCAAAGGGCAAAGCAAAACCAAAUCUCCAGAGAAUGCCGAUUUCGAGGAUCGCCGUCGGGUCUGCGGCCGAGGUCGGCCAGGUCGAUGCUCUCAAAGCGGCUCUAGCUGAGUUCAUAUCGGUGCUCAUUUUCGUCUUCGCCGGGGAAGGCUCGGGCAUGGCCUUCAAUAAGCUUACCGACGAUGGGUCGACGACCCCUGCGGGCCUUGUGCAAGCCUCCCUAGCCCACGGCUUUGCACUGUUCGUGGCCGUUUCAGUGGGCGCGAAUAUCUCCGGCGGCCAUGUGAACCCCGCCGUCACCUUUGGCGCCUUCGUGGGCGGUCACAUAACCUUGGCCAGGAGUGUGUUGUAUUGGAUAGCCCAGUGUGCUGGAUCGGUGGUCGCUUGCUUGCUCCUCAAGUUCGCCACGGGCGGACUGGAAACCUCCGCAUUCUCUCUAUCAUCCGACGUGACCGUGUGGAACGCGCUGGUGUUCGAAAUAGUCAUGACCUUCGGCCUGGUCUACACCGUCUAUGCGACCGCCCUCGACCCGAAGAAAGGCAACAUCGGAAUCAUCGCGCCCCUCGCGAUCGGCUUCAUAGUCGGUGCCAACAUCCUAGCCGGAGGGGCCUUCGACGGCGCAUCCAUGAACCCAGCCGUCUCCUUCGGCCCCGCCGUCGUGAGCUGGUCGUGGAGCGACCACUGGGUGUACUGGCUCGGCCCGUUCCUCGGCGCGGGCAUCGCCGGCCUCGUCUACGAGCUGUUCUUCAUCAACCAGACCCACGAGCAACUCCCCACCACCGAAUUCUAGGUCCACGAGCCGUUGAUGUGGAAGUUGUGUUUAUGGUUUCAAUUGGGCGGGUUCGUCGCGAGUGUUGUUUUCUGUAUCUGGCUGUUUUGUCAAUUCUCGUUGCAAGUGAAUCAUUUUUUGCUUUCU
This is a messenger RNA of Rhodamnia argentea, 977 nucleotides long. Its product is annotated as aquaporin TIP1-1-like. The transcript is spliced from 3 exons. Bases 96 to 851 code for a protein of 251 amino acids. NCBI's taxonomy places the organism in Eukaryota, Viridiplantae, Streptophyta, Magnoliopsida, Myrtales, Myrtaceae. The record is from RefSeq and is a predicted model, not a curated record. Gene Ontology annotation, cellular component: membrane. Gene Ontology annotation, molecular function: water channel activity. Gene Ontology annotation, biological process: water transport; transmembrane transport.